AUGACCGCAGACUCACUCACAACCGCCAAGAACUCCGGCGUCAUUGUGUUCGACAAAUGCGAAACUAUAGAGCGCCAGCGAGACAGCAUCUAUGAAACUUCAUUUCACCAACGCCUCAAAUGCCCCUUCGUCGUGCAAACUGUCCCCUAUACUGGAUAUCUACGCGCACUACAGCUGUAUGGCAACGAGGAUGCUUUCGAUCUCACCCAAGACGAACGUGAGAACCUCAUGAACUGCAAGAAUCUGGAAUUCUGCCGAUCCCUGGCUCGGAACCAAGGCUACAAUCCGGAGUCUGGUAACACUGCGCCCUGGGCGGGUGUAUACUUUCCGCUCCAGUUCAUUCAGACAUACCCUGGCCCUCGCAUGAUCGUCAUUGAACCAGGGGUUGAGGAACAGGCGGUGCCCAGCGAGCAAACACUGUCCAGCACGGACACGGAGGACCAGUCGGCCUUCUCAACUACUGAGGCCUCCCAGGAGAUCGAAAAGGCUGAGGAAACAUCCCUCGUUCCGUUCUCGACUCUUCAACUCUGUGACCCCGUCAAGCCAGCGACUCUCCGAGGCAUGAGUGGUAGUCGCGUGCCCAGCGCAGAUGAUUUCGGCAAUACCUGUGUUGGCGGCAUGGAAAUGGCCGUCGUCGUGACUGAAUUACUGGAGGGUGCUGUGAAAGGAAACUUCGAUGUUGAGUGGAAGAGAGCAAUCGAGGACACACUCGACUACAUUGGAGGAUCGGAGAACAUGGCCGCUUUCCUCGAGAUGAUGUACAAGGAAUUCCCCAAGAAGAAGGAGACUUCGGUGGCGUCUACUAUUGGCCGUCGACUCCGUGGCUCGGAGUGA
Messenger RNA from Fusarium subglutinans, 834 nucleotides. RefSeq lists its product as uncharacterized. The record is from RefSeq and is a predicted model, not a curated record. The coding region runs from base 1 to 834 and encodes 277 amino acids. The transcript has a single exon. Lineage: Eukaryota; Fungi; Ascomycota; Sordariomycetes; Hypocreales; Nectriaceae.